AUGAAGUUGCUUCCGAUUCUCUCUCUUGUCGCUGCAGCGGCAGCUUUGCCGGCUACCAAUGAUAUUGCGCCGCGGGCAUCGAUGUCCAAGGUUGAUGGACUCAAGUUCAACAUAGACGGUGUUACAAAAUAUUAUGCGGGCACGAAUUCCUACUGGAUGCCAUUCCUGACCAAUGACAACGAUGUCGAUGUCAUCAUGGGCCACUUGCAGACGGCUGGUCAUAAGAUACUCCGAGUUUGGGGCUUCAACGAUGUCAAGACAGUUCCCGGUUCAGGCACAGUCUACUUCCAGUCCUUCUCCGGCUCCUCGGCAACCAUCAAUACCGGCGCCAACGGCCUUCAGCGUCUCGACGCCGUAGUCAAGGCAGCGGAAAAGCACGGCAUUAAACUCAUCAUUAACUUUGUCAACAACUGGACCGACUAUGGAGGAAUGGCAGCCUACUACUCAGCCUGCGGCGUCAGCAGUAACGCGCAGUGGUACGCCGCAGCAAAGUGCCAAACAAUGUACCAAGCGUACAUUAAGGCUGUAAUCUCACGCUACCGGACAUCCACUGCAGUCUUUGCAUGGGAACUUGCCAACGAGCCCCGCUGUAAUGGUUGCCAGACCUCCGUCCUCACCAACUGGAUUCGUCAAACAUCAGACUACAUUCGCUCGCUCGAUAGCGACCACAUGAUUGCUAUUGGCGAUGAGGGUUUCGGUCUCACCGGCGAUGGCUCGUACCCCUACCAAUCCGGCGAAGGUCUCGACUUCGCCGCCAACCUCGCCCUGCCCAACGUGUCAUUCGGCACUUUCCACCUCUACCCCAGCUCAUGGGGCACGACAAAUGCCUGGGGUAAUGGGUGGAUCACGGCACACGCGAAGAUCUGCGCACAGCUCAACAAGCCAUGUUUGUUCGAGGAAUAUGGCGUUGCGACUGAUCACUGCACUGUGGAAAGCGACUGGCAGAAGACAAGUUUGGCGGCAAAGGAUAGCGGCAUGGCGGCGGAUCUGUUUUGGCAGCUUGGCGAUACUGUUAAGAGUACGGGGCAGCAGACGUCUAAUGACGGGAAUACGAUUUACUACGGUACUUCGGAUUGGACGUGUUUGGUCGAUAAUCACGUUAAGGCGAUUGGAUAA
Molecule: messenger RNA, 1116 nt
Organism: Didymosphaeria variabile
Lineage: Eukaryota; Fungi; Ascomycota; Dothideomycetes; Pleosporales; Didymosphaeriaceae
Exons: 2
Coding region: 1-1116 (371 amino acids)
Molecular function (GO): hydrolase activity, hydrolyzing O-glycosyl compounds
Source: RefSeq, a predicted model, not a curated record